Medicago truncatula (barrel medic) is the source of this 1964-nucleotide messenger RNA. RefSeq names its product probable cyclic nucleotide-gated ion channel 20, chloroplastic. Gene Ontology annotation, biological process: mRNA splicing, via spliceosome. The transcript is spliced from 10 exons. Lineage: Eukaryota; Viridiplantae; Streptophyta; Magnoliopsida; Fabales; Fabaceae. The record is from RefSeq and is a predicted model, not a curated record. The coding region runs from base 217 to 1464 and encodes 415 amino acids.
CACAGUGAAACCCACCUUCAGCUUGGUAGAAAGUCUACAUUUUCACACUCUCCCAAACACAGAGAAGACUCGCACUUCAAUAUUCUUUACCCAUUUUUUGAGUCCACUUUUGCCUACUCCAUAGUCACCACCAAUCUCCUAAAAAUGCAUACUUUAACGUGAAUUGGUUCAAAAUAGCUUCUGGGUUUUCACUUUAAUCAGAAUCUUGAAGGAAACAUGAAUCAUUUUGAUAAAGAUGAAAUUCCUAUUCUAUCAGAAACACAUGGACAACGAUCUGAUGAACCUCAGGAUUCUACCUUCCGAAGAAACAUAUCGAGGACACGGAGUGCUUCAAUUUCUAUUCCUAUGGCUUCUCUGGAUCCAUAUGAGAGACAGCCGAAUCUUGUCAGACAUACUGGGCCGCUUUGUACCACAAAGAAAACUCCUGUUAGCCAAAUGAGUGGUCCAUUAAAUGCUACACCUCUAACUGGAAAUCCUUUUCAGAACAAGACAGAGAAGAUUUUUACAUUUUAUGGCCCAGGUAGAUAUGAACACCUGUUAAGAUCUGGACAACUAGGAAUGUGUCAUGAUCCUUAUUGUACUACUUGCCCUACGUACUUCAAAGUUUCUCAGCAAAGAAAACCAAGAGCUUCCAAUAUAUUUGAUCACAAGUUCCACAAUUCUCUUCAUGGCGACACCAAAGGUUUUGGAAGAAAACUUUUUUCUUUCUGCUCUUCAUGUAUUCCUGGAGUUAUGAACCCUCACACGAAAGUCGUACUACAAUGGAACAAGGUUUUGGCCAUAUUUUGCAUGGUCACAAUUUUUGUUGAUCCGUUAUUUUUCUUCUCACUCUAUGUGAACAAGGAUAAUAAAUGUAUUCAAAUCAACUUGACAAUGGCAAGAACACUAGUUAUACUUAGAAGCAUAACUGAUGUUGUGUAUCUCUUGAACAUUCUUCUCCAGUUUAGGUUGGCCUAUGUUUCUUCUCCGCAGUCAUAUAAUUUUGAUGCUGGGGAAUUAGUUGACCAUCCAAGGAAAAUAGCUGUUAAAUACCUUAAGACUUAUUUUUUCUUCGACGUAUUUGUUGGAUCACCUCUUCCUCAGAAUAUGACACCUCUCCUAUGUGCAUUUCUUAAUCAAGUCAAGGAAAAGAUAGGGAAUAAUAGUUUUUGCUGCACAUUCGGCUCACAACAAAUUCUCCUGUCAUGUGUCACCGACGAGCUGAAGUGGAAGCUCCACGAGAGCAGACAAAAAAGCAGCAAGACCUUUGUGAGGUUUGAGAUGCCUUAUAAUAUAUGGUGUGGAGGAUGCAAUUCUACGACUGCAAAGGGUGUCCGGUUCAAUGCAGAGAAGAAGCAAGUUGGGAAUUACUACUCUACAAAGCAAAACAAUGCAAGUGAUUUCCCUUCCGAGCUGGAUAUUUUCUAUGGGAAACAUAUGUUGUUCAAAGUUGAAGUAGCUGAGGGAAAUCUUAUACAUAAUUGACAUAGCUAUGUGGUGAAGCGAAUCACUGAUGAUGGAUGAUGUGGAUAUGAUAAAAAGGUUCAUGGUAUUUCAUAAUAUCAAGGUUGAGGGCAUUGAUUCAUCCAAGUCUACCGUUAAUCAAAAGGACACUGAUGUCAUCCAGGUUAAUGAUCGUGAGAAAGAGGAUGAACAGACGCCUUGCAGCAAAGUUGUAUGGAAAAGAUCAGCUGAGAAAGGUGUUUCAGAUGUGACAGCUUAUAAGUUGGAUGGGGACGAAUCUGCCACAGAAUCUAUCAAGCUGAAGUGUGUGAAGCUUGAGCCUAAAAAUUAGGAUGAGUGUCAUGAUGCAGUCCCUUAAUUAUAUUAAUUUUACAAUUGCCUAGAAAUUUUUGUUUAUGUAUUUUUCUCUAUUGUUUUUGUUUCUUGAAGUACUAUUUGUUCGUUUUCCUUUAAGCGCCGGUUAUGGUGUAUGACAUUUCAUAUCCUUAUUUUGUUUAAUUCGAAUUUUAUUGUUUCUUGAA